This is a messenger RNA of Helicoverpa armigera (cotton bollworm), 6733 nucleotides long. RefSeq names its product protein disabled (gene Dab). Bases 996 to 5444 code for a protein of 1482 amino acids. The record is from RefSeq and is a predicted model, not a curated record. The transcript is spliced from 19 exons. Gene Ontology annotation, cellular component: cytoplasm. NCBI's taxonomy places the organism in Eukaryota, Metazoa, Arthropoda, Insecta, Lepidoptera, Noctuidae.
AUCUAGUUUCAUAUAAUAAAAUCCAAUUACAUAAUAAUGGUAUUAUAUAUAAACACAUUUUAUUACUAUAACAAACCUACAUAAAUAAAACAUCUAUCAUUGGUGUACUUAUAAAGCAAAGUUCAAUAAUAAUUAUUUACAGAAUAUUAAUAGCAUAGAAUUACAAGCAUGAAGGCUUGACUACAUAGGGACCUAAUUUAUUAUCAUCAAUGUCAUAAUGAUAAUUUAUUUGUGGUGUUGGUGGUCAUAGAUAUAUUCCUAUCUACAUGUUACUACCCCAUUUCCUUUUAACUCUCACUAUCUUAUCUACUACUGAGGUGGCACCAUCAGCAUAGGGAUUACUUCUCAUUUUAUCUUACAGAAUACUGAUAAACAAUAAAAUUUCAACAGUAGGUACUUGAUAUCAUUUAAUAUAUAAUUAUUCAUAAGUCGUAUCGUAAGCAGUUAAACCCCUUUUACAUAACAAUACAGUGCCAUCUAAAGGACUCGCAAAAAAUAAUGAAAAACUCGCAUUAAUAUUAACAAGUCCCGACACAGAAUUUUGAGCACUGUUUCAUUGAAGGGAACCAUAAAAGUUGUACGAAGUAGAGAUCGGGAGCGAAUAUUGAUUAGGGGUGGUUGCGCGCGACAGCGGCGCGAGGGGAGCGCGCCGGGCUGCGCGCGCCGCCGCCGGAGAGCGCCCAUGUGGUGCCGCCGCUGCGACCCUCCAUUGCCAUCCCAAUUAUACACUCAUGUUAAAAUCCACGUAAUAUCUAGUGCUCCUGCCUCACUCGUCUCCGGCCGUGUCUCGCCAUCAUGUGAGCCGGACCGCGGCCGCCUCCUCACGCAUCCUCACCUAUUGCGAACGACUACGUAAAAAUCAAUAAGUCACAUAGUGAAACUUGGAUAUAUUGCAUUUUCAUAUGAACAGUGCCUGUAAUGUAGUCGCGCAACGAUGUGGAGUGUGUUCCAAUAGUGUAUAAUUUGUAUUUCAGUGAAGAUAUAAAAAGUUACCGAUGUUCAAUCACAAGUUACCGACUGACUUUCCAAUGCAAACCCUUCGUAAGAAAACCAGCCCUUGCAAAUACAAGAACGAGCCGGGCCGGUUCUUAGGCGAGGGCGUAUCGUUUCGCGCCAAGCUGAUAGGGGUACUGGAAGUGCCCGAGGCCCGGGGAGACAGGAUGUGCCAGGAGGCGCUGGCCGACCUGAAGAUGGCCAUACGAGCCGCUGGAGAACAUAAGCAGAGGAUACAAGUUCAUGUUGCUAUUGAUGGAUUGAGGCUGCGGGAUGAUAAGACUGGGGACUCGCUGUACCACCACCCGGUGCACAAGAUAUCCUUCAUAGCACAAGACAUGACGGACUCCAGGGCGUUUGGCUACAUAUUCGGCUCCCCCGAUACCGGCCACCGAUUCUUUGGCAUCAAGACUGAUAAAGCUGCUAGUCAAGUAGUAAUAGCAAUGAGAGACUUAUUCCAAGUGGUAUUUGAGCUGAAGAAGAAAGAAGUGGAGAUGGCAAAGCAGCAGUUGGAAGGCAAGACUGUUACCAGUAGCCUGGUGCGCCACGCCACCAACGCCUCCACUGAGAGCAAAACUAAGAGCAUCACCUCAGUGGGGGAGACCAGUUCCUCCACGUCCAAGACCGCAGACGUCGGUGCUGAAGGUGGAGUGGCUGAGCUGGUGGACUUAGAACAGGAACUCAGUUCCCUUCGAAGAGGACUCACGCAAGUUGAGGGUCUGACGCCUUCCAAUGACCCCUUUGGAGAUUCCUUCACGGCUUUGCCUACGCAGAAGGGUCUCCUACCCCCUCCUCCUACGGGGUCAUCAACCCGCGGCCGCACAUCAGCCGCGCCGUCCGUCCCCCGCGGGGUGUUCAGCCCCGGCAAGGCGGCGCCAGCACUACCUUUCGACCUGGCUACAGUGGCCGCCGAGUUCGAACCGACCCCCGCACUCGUUGAUAAUCUCAGCGAUACGCCGGUAUGCCAGCCCGGCGCGUCCACGACGCAGUCGCUCAGUUACGACGUAUUCACGGAACUAGACCCCCUCGGCACCGGCCGGAGUAAACCUUACGUUGACAAAAAACUCUUCUUUCAGGAGCUCAAAAAUCCGCCAAAGAAAGUGCUCAAAGACCUCGUGUCGACACAGAGUCUAAUAUCAGACAUAUUGCCGGUGACCACAGACACUAAGAUAGAGCAUUACGGGCCGGCGACGACGAUGACGUCACUGUCGCGGCACUCGGGCGGCUCGGUAGCGAUCGUCAAGCCGACGCAGACCGCCCUGUUCACUGGCAACUUUUUCUCGUCAGAUCCCUUCGCGGAGACGGAUCCCUUCGAUAACACUGAUCCCUUUUCGGAUUCCUUCAAAGACGAUCCGUUUACGAGUAUGCAGGAGUUCCCGAAGGCGAGUGUGUUGAGAGUGGAUGAGCUAAAGAGCAAACUGAGCAAGGAGGAUAAGUCGGAGCCGCUGGAGAACGGCAAGAGUGUGUUCAACGGGCCGCUGCAGGUGUCGCUGCCGCCGGAGCCCGCGCCCAAGUCGCCGCGGCUGCAGAGACAGAACACCGAAAGCAGUUCAGUCCGGCAGCGUCCUCAAGCACACAAGCUGAGCGCGGACGGUGCGUCGCCCCCGCCCCCACUGCCGCCCAAGAAGGUGGGGGAGCUGCCCGCCGCCCGGCCCCCGCCUCGGCCCCCACAUGAUCACGAAGACGAAGACGUUGGGCCCCCACUGCCUAAGCCUGCGAUGAGGAGAGAACCUCUGGCUGACCGCAGCAUGAAGCCCCGCCUCUCCUCAGCAGCGACCAAUAGCAGCGAGGACGAGUACCUGACCCCCGCGCCGCCGCCGCUGCCCACCGCGCGGCGGUUCGACAUCACGCUCAGCCAGCUGCUCACGUGCACCAUGGACGAACUGGCACACAGGUUGCGAGUUCCUGCAACAACUCUGUCUUCUAUGACUCUACCUCAAUUAACCGAUUACCUCAGAUCGUAUUUAGCAGCUGAUAAUGAUAGAGCGCAUAUACACGUAGAAUCAACAGCUAAAACGGAAAAAGAGAAACCAAUCACAGCCGUAUCAGGGUUAUCAACGCCAAGCGGUAUUCUCGACAAGCCAGUCACAAACGACUUCAAACCGCAAUUCGAAGACAACUUCACGCCACCCGCAGAAACAAAUGACACUUUUGUUGCUAACUUCGACGAUUUCGACAAGAAAGCGAAUCCUUCAUACGAUAGAUAUGCAGCGUUUAGAGAAAUACAGGAAGAGGAAUUAAAAGCUAAGUCUAUAUUGGACCCUAUUGAUGCCUUAGAGUCUGAGCCGAAGCAGGACUCGGAUGAAAAAGAAUUGACAGCUAUAGAGAAUCUUAUACGAGCGAAUCAAGAUAGGGAAAGUGAUAGCAAGGAGCCCGCAAGAAGUCCUUUAAAAACGUUGGAUGAAUUGACGCUAGAUUCGUUCAAUAUGUUCAGGAACUCUGUCAGUCCGAAGCCGUCGCAGAUUGACGCGAAGAUAGAGGAUAUAAAGUCUGUUAUGAAAACGCUGCAGAUUGAGAAGUCUAGGAGAAGUGUGUCGCCGAGAGAUAAUGGACAUGUUGAUGUUAAACAUGAAGAUACUAAUGAUAGAUACGCAGCUCUCCGUGAGAUCACAAUAACGGAACCACCACAGGACGAAUUCGAGUCGCUACCUCCGGAACUACCGAAAGAACGAAAGCGUUCCGACGAGAAAUCCGACGGUUUCGACAAUUCCGACUUUUUCGACUGUAUCGACAACAGUUCACUCUCUUUCACGCACGUGGAAGAUGCGUUUAGAAAGAGUCCUAUAGUGAAGGAGAUAGAGGAGAAGAAGUUAGAAGAGAUAAAGGAGCCUCAGGUGGAAAUAGUACCUUUGCCUGUGAGGGAUCUAGCUCCCCCCACUAGACUGUCUACAGGGUCUAUUAGUGAUGUCGUUAGUGGCUCCUCGCCUGAUACUAAAGAGAAGCUAGGCGGUGCAGUGGUGGGCGGCGCGCGCGGCACGCGGUGGGCGGCGCUGGGCGGCGCGGCGGCGUCGCCCGCGUCGUCCGACUCGCGCGACUCCGAGCCGCGCCUCCGUCUGCGCCGCGCCAGGCACCACGACCCGCCCGCUAGAGCGCCCAUCGUACAAACAUCAUCGUCAUCUCGCGACGUGUCUCCGUGGGACGAGGAGUUGCCGCCUGUCACGCGGCUGCAGCGACCGCCCUCACAUAGAGAUAGAGAUUCUAGACACAACUCAUCCGGCUCAAGAGAAUGUCUUGACUCAGGCAGCGGCCGAGAAAAGGACAAAUUGAGAGACAAACGCGACAUGAGGGACCGAGAGAGGGACAUGAGCAGGGACGGCAGAGACUCAGCAAGGGACCGCAGGGACUCUGCCAGGGAUUCGGGCAGCGGCAGGGACCGACGCGACGUCAGCAAGGAACGCGACCACAGGGACCAUAGAGACAGAAGGGAUAGAAGAAGUAGGGACAGAGAGAAUGACUCCUGGGAUAGAGACAGGACGUAUAGCAGGGAUAGAGAGUACAGAGACUCUAGGAGUAGAGAGAGACUGCCCAAAGACUACAGAGAUAAGGACAGGGAUAGACAUAGGAAGCCGAGGCAUUCGUAUGAUGAGGAUGAGGAUUACAGUGACGGGUGCGGGUCUGGUCGGUCGUCGCCUAGAGACCGGUGGCCGGACCAACGCUGGAGGAGAGACGAUAGAAAUUAUGGGUCGCUAGGCUGGCGGGAAACGAGACGUCGAGCUGAAUUGAGACAGACUGAAGAUUCUAGUGAAAGAAGGUACGGCUCAACUCUGGGUUGGUCGACGCGUCGCGCCGCUCCAAGACGCGACUCGUCCCGGGAACGUGACAGUUCCCGUGACGUGCGCGAAUCCCGUGACGUGAGAGAAACUCGUGACGCCAGAGACACGCGAGACGUCAGAGACUCUCGCCGGCGAGUACGCAGAGACGACGCACGGAGGCCCAGAGACUAUCGCUUCUCUAACGACUUCUCACCCAGAGAGAGAGAUGCUGAACCGUUUGAUAAUGACUUCCAAGAAACGCCUACGCCGACUGGGAAGAAGAGGGCGCCUUAUACUACUUUGGAAGGAACUAGAUUCGCGUUCGAGCCAGAAGACGCGACGGCAUCCCCCCUAUCCGCGAGCAGUGCCCGCGCGCGGGACAGCGAGCACAGCACCGCUCGGUUCCGCUUCGACUCCGACUCCGUGUCGCCGCGCUCCAUGUUCGAGGACGACUUCGCCGCGCCGCCCCGCCCCCGCACCGCCUCCAUCGCCGAGGAGGACGAGGAUCUGCCCCCGCUGCGCCAGCGUCCGCCCCCAACCACCAACACCCGCGACAUACGUAAGUCCGACUCCAUUAAUAUCUUCACCAGGGAAUCUGACCCCUUUGAGGGCGAUGCUUUCUUCGCUUGCACUGGAUCUGAUAGAGCCGCGAGACGGGAGAACUGGCCUGGAGACUUUCAAGGGUUCGAUAACGCGUGAGGCGAACAUCAAUGCAUAAUGUAAUAAAUCUUUGACAGUGUUUUUUUUUAUAUAAGUGAAUUUUUAAUACCAACUUGUAGACAGACUAGACAUUCCGUUUCUUACAGCGCCUGAAUUGUGACCUCUAUUUGCAUUAUUUCGUACUCAUUUUUCGGCUCGCUUUCAAAGAUCCUAAAGUUAAGUCUCGCUGCGAGACCGAAUUUUUCAUAAAAAAUAUUAUGAUAUUAUAACUAUUUGCCUUUUUGUGAUGAAAGAGAAAAGUGUGUUUGAUUAAAUGCUAUGUGCUGGCCACUUUAGUGUUACUAAAUCUUUUAUAUGCUUAUUAAUAUUUAAUAGCGCAUUUUCAAAGUAUUAGAACGCGAGAAAAUGCAAAUAGAGGUACUGAAAUAUUGUAUAGAUAAAAGUCAUAAUGAGGAUUGGUAAUGAAAAGAGUCUUGCCAUAGAAAUUAAGUAUUUUAUCAAGGAUCUCGUGUAAUCUGUACGAUAGGCCAUCCCAGAUAAAUGUCUAAAAUUAACCUCACAAUCGUUCUCAAACGCAAGGCUUUUUCAUCAUUACGCAUUGCGAUCACAGAACAUAUAUACCCUAAAGGGAAGAAUAACGACUCCGUACAAAUUUUAUGAGGAAAUUUUUCCUUACCGGCCGGCGCCAUCUAUAUUCCGCCCACGAAAACUAGAGAGUAGAAGCUAGGGCGGGAGUUUCAAACUACAGUAUAUUCUAUAGGUCAUUUUUAUUGCAUUUUAUGCACAAGUACAGGGGCCCGAUUCUCCUAAGUUAAUAAUGUUAAAAUCGAAUAGAAAUUGAAUCGCAAUAUGAUCGCAGUAGCAGUUUUAACCAUAUCGGGCAUUCUGCUACUAAUAUAAGACCAAUCGUAUUCCAACGACAUUCGAUUGGUUUGCGAUUGGUCUGCUAUUUUGGUGAUUUUGGUCUAUACGGUAGUUUGCUCUACAAUCAUAUUGCAAUCGUAAAUCAUUUGCAGACAAAAUGAUUCAUUAUUGAAUGACAGAAAAGGAUAAAAACGUUUAUUUCAAAGAAAAAAUAGCGGAAUGCCACAUAUGCUUCAAUCGUAAUUGAGUCGGGAUUGAAUCUCAGUCGAAUGUGAAUCGACUCGACUGAAUCGUAAAAUUAGGAGAAUCGGGCCCCAGUGCGUUCGUCGAUUAUGGCUGAGCAAGAUUAUCACAUUUUGCUCAGCAAUAAUCGACAUGAAACACAGUGUACUUGUGCAUAAAUUGCUAAUAUUUAUCUUUAUAGAGCAGUGCAGCAGUGUAAUAAAAGGAAGAUUACAGUACAA